Messenger RNA from Cavia porcellus (domestic guinea pig), 7199 nucleotides. It is a transcript of the gene Pik3cg, whose product is annotated as phosphatidylinositol-4,5-bisphosphate 3-kinase catalytic subunit gamma. The coding region runs from base 343 to 3621 and encodes 1092 amino acids. The record is from RefSeq and is a predicted model, not a curated record. NCBI's taxonomy places the organism in Eukaryota, Metazoa, Chordata, Mammalia, Rodentia, Caviidae. The transcript has 11 exons. Gene Ontology annotation, molecular function: 1-phosphatidylinositol-3-kinase activity; 1-phosphatidylinositol-4-phosphate 3-kinase activity. Gene Ontology annotation, biological process: phosphatidylinositol-mediated signaling; phosphatidylinositol-3-phosphate biosynthetic process; cell migration. Gene Ontology annotation, cellular component: plasma membrane; cytoplasm; phosphatidylinositol 3-kinase complex.
UGGGUCUGAUUCAGAACAGUGACACUUCCUUCUCAGCCAGCAUAUUUUUAUCUCCAGCCGCUGCUGGUUCUUACUAUGCUCUGACCAGUGAGUGUCUGAGUUUCCCUGUAUUCCAGUGGAGACUGUGGACAUCCACGGUGUUCCGGCCAUAGUUUGCAGGUGCACCAGCUCUUUUCUGUUUUUGUUUGGGAGGAAGAGGGAGGGCCUGCAGCCUGUGAAACCCAGGCUUUGAGGGCUUACAAGUGUACACUUAGAAAAUACUGUACUUAGAGUGGUUCUAACGCUUUAUAAAAGGAGAAAGCAUCACAGACUCGACCAUGAAGGAAACCAGUCGCCUGGGGCAUGGAGCUGGAGAACGCUGAGCCGCCUGUGAUCCUGCGGGAGGACAACCUUCGCCGGCGCCGCAGGAUGAAGCCGCGCAGCGCGGCCGCCAGCCUGUCCGCCACGGAGCUCGUGCCCAUCGAGUUCGUGCUGCCCACCAGCCAGCGCCACUGCAAGACCCCCGAAACCGUGCUGCUGCACGUGGCGGGCCACGGCAACGUGGAGCAGAUGAAAGCCCAGGUGUGGCUGCGCGCCCUGGAGACCAGCACGGCCGCUGACUUCUACCACCGCCUGGGCCCGGACCACUUCCUCCUGCUGUACCAGAAGAAGGGGCAGUGGUACGAGAUCUACGACAAGUACCAGGUGGUGCAGACCCUGGACUGCCUGCACUACUGGAAGGUGCUGCACCGGAGCCCGGGGCAGAUCCACCUGGUGCAGCGGCACGCGCCCUCGGAGGAGACCCUGGCCUUCCAGAGGCAGCUCACCGCGCUCAUGGGCUAUGAUGUCACGGACGUGAGCAACGUGCACGACGACGAGCUGGAGUUCACGCGCCGCCGCCUGGUCACGCCGCGCAUGGCCGAGGUGGCCAGCCGCGACGCCAAGCUCUACGCCAUGCACCCCUGGGUGACAUCCAAGCCCCUCCCGGAGUACCUGUCCAAAAAAAUCACCAACAACUGCAUCUUUAUCAUCAUCCACCGCAGUACGACCAGCCAGACCAUCAAGGUCUCUGCCGACGACACGCCCGCUGCCAUCCUGCAGAGCUUCUUCACCAAGAUGGCCAAGAAGAAGUCGCUGAUGGACAUUCCCGAGAGCCAGAGCGAGCGCGACUUUGUGCUGCGCGUCUGCGGCAGGGACGAGUACCUGGUGGGGGACACGCCCAUCAAAAACUUCCAGUGGGUGAGGCACUGCCUCAAGAACGGAGAAGAGAUCCACCUGGUGCUGGACACGCCUCCGGACCCCGCUUUGGAUGAGGUGAGGAAAGAGGAGUGGCCCCUGGUGGACGACUGCACGGGGGUGACCGGCUACCACGAGCAGCUGACCAUCCACGGCAAGGACCAUGAGAGCGUGUUCACCGUGUCCCUGUGGGACUGUGACCGGAAGUUCAGGGUCAAGAUCAGAGGCAUUGACAUCCCCAUUCUGCCCCGCAACACGGACCUCACAGUUUUUGUGGAAGCCAACAUCCAGCAUGGGCAGCAGGUCCUUUGCCAACGGCGAACCAGCGCCAAACCCUUCACGGAGGAGGUGCUCUGGAACGUGUGGCUGGAGUUCAGCAUCAAAAUCAAAGACUUACCCAAGGGGGCUCUGCUGAACCUCCAGAUCUACUGCGGCAAAGCUCCGGGGCUGUCCGAGUCCAGGGGCAAAGCUCAGCUACUCUACUAUGUGAACCUGCUGCUCAUAGACCACCGCUUCCUGCUGCGCCACGGAGAGUAUGUCCUGCACAUGUGGCAGAUAUCCGGGAAGGGCGCAGACCAAGGCAGCGUCAACGCAGACAAGCUCACCUCUGCCACCAACCCAGACAAGGAGAACUCGAUGUCCAUCUCCAUCCUCCUGGACAAUUACUGUCACCCAAUAGCGCUGCCUAAGCAUCGGCCCACCGCUGACCCUGAAGGGGACCGAGUUCGAGCUGAAAUGCCCAACCAGCUUCGCAAGCAACUGGAAGCGAUCAUUGCUACGGAUCCACUCAACCCUCUCACAGCAGAGGACAAAGAACUGCUCUGGCACUUCAGAUAUGAAAGCCUGAAGCACCCAAAAGCAUAUCCUAAGCUGUUCAGCUCAGUGAAAUGGGGAGAGCAAGAAACAGUGGCCAAAACAUACCAGCUCUUAGCCAGAAGGGAGAUCUGGGACCAGAGUGCUUUGGACGUUGGGUUAACCAUGCAGCUUCUGGAUUGCAACUUUUCAGACGAAAACGUCAGAGCCAUUGCAGUUCAGAAGCUAGAAAGCUUGGAGGACGAUGAUGUUCUGCACUACCUCCUACAGCUGGUGCAGGCUGUGAAAUUUGAACCAUACCACGACAGCGCCCUGGCCAGGUUUCUACUGAAGCGUGGCUUAAGAAACAAAAGAAUUGGUCACUUCUUGUUUUGGUUCUUGAGAAGUGAAAUCGCCCAGUCAAGACACUAUCAACAGAGGUUCGCUGUCAUCCUGGAAGCCUAUCUGAGGGGCUGUGGUGCCGCCAUGCUCCAGGACUUGUCCCAGCAGGUCCACGUCAUUGAGAUGCUGCAGAGGGUCACCAUUGAGAUCAAGUCCCUCUCCGCUGAGAAGUAUGACGUCAGUGCCCAGGUUAUUUCACAACUUAAGCAAAAGCUUGAAAACCUGCAGAAUUCUAAUCUCCCAAAGAGCUUUAGAGUUCCAUAUGAUCCUGGACUGAAGGCUGGACCCUUGGUGAUUGAAAAAUGUAAAGUGAUGGCCUCCAAGAAAAAGCCCCUGUGGCUGGAGUUUAAAUGUGCUGACCCCACAGCUCUGUCCAACGAAACAAUUGGAAUUAUCUUCAAACACGGUGAUGACCUGCGCCAAGACAUGCUUAUUUUACAGAUUCUACGCAUCAUGGAGUCCAUUUGGGAGACUGAAUCUUUGGAUUUGUGCCUCCUGCCAUAUGGCUGCAUUUCAACGGGGGACAAAAUAGGAAUGAUAGAGAUUGUGAAAGACGCUACCACCAUUGCCAAAAUCCAGCAAAGUACGGUGGGCAACACUGGCGCAUUCAAAGAUGAAGUCCUGAAUCACUGGCUCAAAGAAAAAUGCCCUAUUGAAGAAAAGUUUCAGACAGCAGUGGAGAGAUUCGUUUAUUCCUGUGCAGGAUACUGUGUGGCAACCUUUGUUCUUGGAAUAGGCGACAGGCACAAUGACAAUAUUAUGAUCUCAGAGACAGGAAACCUAUUCCAUAUUGACUUCGGGCACAUUCUGGGGAAUUACAAAAGCUUCCUGGGCAUUAAUAAAGAGAGAGUACCGUUUGUGCUGACCCCAGACUUCUUGUUUGUGAUGGGAACUUCUGGGAAGAAGACGAGUCCACACUUCCAGAAAUUCCAGGAUGUCUGUGUGAAAGCUUAUCUAGCCCUGCGCCAUCACACAAACCUCCUGAUCAUCCUGUUCUCCAUGAUGCUGAUGACCGGAAUGCCCCAGUUGACAAGUAAAGAAGAUAUUGAGUAUAUCCGGGAUGCCCUGACAGUCGGGAAAAGUGAGGAGGAUGCUAAAAAGUAUUUUCUGGAUCAGAUUGAAGUUUGUAGAGACAAAGGAUGGACUGUGCAAUUCAACUGGUUCCUACAUCUUGUUCUUGGCAUCAAACAAGGAGAAAAACACUCCGCCUAGUGCUUUGGACUAGAAUGAAAUAGUGUUCUACAGCUUCCAUCAGCAUGCCAGGCACCAAAGUUGGAAUUAAAAUGCAACCAAGCAAAGUGGAAUCUGGCACUUAAGAAAUACAGCUCUUUCCCUAGAUGAACUCCUCAGUGGAAAAAAAAAAGUUGGUACUGCUGGUUGUUUGGUGAAUAUCGAGGCUGGGUCUACUUGCAGGUCUGUUUCUUCUCAUUUACUGCAGCAGGGUUGGAGAAUAUGCUAAGUUUAAACAGACUGAGAAGUUCCUUUUUGUGCAUGACCCUCUGACCAUCUUACUACUGAGUCCUCUGUAAGUUCUUUAGAGUAUUUGAUGACACUUGUUUUCUGUCAAUUGUGGUUAUCUUGUAUUCUUCAAGUUUGCCUUAAUCACUUUUUUCUCAUUGCUGAGACAAAAUACCUGACACCCAAAGUGAAGAGAGAAAAGGUUUUGUUAGCUCACAGUUUGCAGAGGUUUCAGUCAGUCAUCAACUGGCUCCAAAACAGGGUGGCAUGGCAGAGGGGCACCACAGAGGAGAAACAGUUCAGGUGGGCAGGAGGUAGCCAAGUAAGCGAGACAUGACCAUAGCUCCGUCUGUCCCCUACAUCUCAUCCAGGCGGACAGCACUAACACCACGGGUAGGCCCCAGCGUCACACACGCUAGAUCCAGCCACUUCCCAAAACAACCCCCGUGACCAAAAGAGGCUCUGGAGAGACAGCUAAACACAAGCCAUAACAAAGCUCUUUAGAGAGACAAGAUGUAAUCUUUGUAACUUUUGUCUCAUUCCUUAAAGGAUGCUUCCAAACACUCCCAUCCUGUGUCUGCAGGUAUACUAAAGCCCAAUAAGUCUUUUCGGUGUGUUCUGCAGUUAGCCUUUUACAGUACCCUGGGUUCAAAUAUGCAACAGAGAAGAGGCUUUUUAUCUCAGCUCUACCAGAGUGAAUUACCAAAUGUAAUUCCUGUAGCCUUCUCCUCCGUCCCCACCCCCGCAGGAUCAGGAAGUAACUAAAGGGGCUUUACCUGCAUAUUUUCUCUCUCCCCCUUUUCCUGCCUGUCUUCUCCCCCAGUGGCCACUGUCCCACAUCCCUGUAUGGACUUGGGAUAUCUGCGAGGAUGUCUUUCCGUAGAACUCAAAAAGUUAGUUGAAAAGAAUCUCUACCCCAGGAUUAAAAGUGUUGUAGGUUCAUAGUUAUGAAGACAUUUUAUGGAUUUUUUAUAAGAAGGAUAUUAUUAAAAGAGCUAGUCUGGAAAAUACGAAUUCAUUUCCAAAUACCUUAAUUUGAAAUUUUUGGCAUGAACAUUUUUUUCUGUCUUUUUUAAUGCAAAACGCUGUUUGGUAUCUAAAAGGUAUCCCCCGUUCAGAAGAACACUACUUGCUUUCAGUUUAAAGGACUUUUAAACUUUGAUACAUUCCUAAAAACAGUUAUGAAAUCUUUCUCUCAAAAAUAUCUUCAUCUCUUAAACAUCUUAUCACUUAUUGGAAAUGUCUAGCAACCUUAGAGAGAUCCUUAAAUUAUUUAUCUGAUAUCAUUACCUACUGUUAAGAAAUUACAUAGAAGUGACUAUGUUACUUGAGUCUGUAUUUAAGUAUAAUCAGUUGUAAAUCUUUCACACAGAUGACACUUGGCCCAGUGAUAUAGCCCAAGCCUAUGUGUCUGUGUGUGGGUGUGGGGGUGGGGUGGGGGUGGGUGUGGAGGUGGGGGUGCAAAAGCCAAGUGCAGUUUAACGCUGGCUAUAAACAAUAAGAAGUUUGAGGGACACCUUUUAAAAAUACGCUUGCCAGAGCUCCACUCUGAGAUUAUGACUUAAUUCAUGGGAGAUGCAGCUAGACACAAUACUCCGAGCAACUCCAACAGCCAGGGGACCAAGCCCGCGUGGUCCUUGAAGGUGCAGGCAGCUCAGCCUCCCGGAGCCUCCCCCAGCUCAUAGGUGUCUACAGAGAUUUACUCUUCCAGGCAAAUCCUUCUUUCACAGUCUUACUUUACCCUUUGUACAGAGGACUAUCCAUGUAGUGAAAUUUUAUGGUAUUUCUAGGCCAUAAUUCCCUACCAUUCUUUUGAAGAAAGCCAGAAGGAUUAUGCUAAUUUAAAAGAGCAUGCUUUAUUUUUGUUUAACUGUGUGACUUGACUUUUAGUACAUUCUGCUUGGUGGUUGGUACUCGCCACAUUUUGAUCAUAUUUUCACCCCUGUCUUCCUCUCUAUCCUCCCCAAAGCCCUCUUCCUGCCUCUACCAGGACUCCGUCCCUAUUCCUUAAGAUGGCUAUUUAUUUUGCUCUUUAAAUCGUUUAUAUUUUGAGUCUCUCAUAUUAGAGAUGGCAUAUGAUAUCUAACCAGAGUGUGGUCCCAACACUCUGUGAGGCUGAGGCAGAAAAUCAUAGAUUCCAGUCCAAGCUGGGCAACUUGGUAAGUCUCUAUCUCAAAAUGAAAAUUUUUGUUAAUUUUAAAAGAUUGAGCAUGUGGCUCAGUGUGAAAGCCCUGAGUUCAACACCUAGUCCAAAAAAAAAAAGAGUAGCCUAAAGAAUAGCUAAGAUCAAAUCUUCUAGAUUCUGAUUUUCAUUUGAAUUGCUGAAAUAAUCAUCUUGAUGAUGAAGCAGUUACAAAGGACUGUGUUUAUGUUUAGCUUAUUGGUGUAUAUAAAUAUGUGCUCAUUGUUCAAAUGAACCAAUUCUUUCAUGAAGCUGAAAUAUUCAGCAAAAGGGAGAGAUAUGAUCUCAUCUUGAGCUUUAUUCUUCCAGAUUCCAGUGAGAGUGUAAUUUCAACUCAUCGACUUUUGGUUAAACAAAAAUCACCUUCGUAUCGUCCUUCCUUUUCUCGACAAAUUUUAUGACCAACAAUUUUUAUAUUUUUUGAAGUGUUUUAAAACUAGAGUUAUUCUGCUAGACAACUACCCACAACUCCAUUUUCACUGCCAAAUGAAAACACAGAUCACAAGUCAAAUUAGAUUAAGGUAACUUUUAUGUGUAUUCAGGACUGGCCACAUAACUUGCAGAGUUCAGUGAAACAUACAAACAGGGACCUCUCAUUCAAAGAUGCUUAAGAAAUGUGAGCUGGUCACAGAUUAAACUGAGUCAGGUGCCCAUGUCAGCGUGGGACACAGCAUGGGUGAUCACACAUGUUCCACGCAUCUGGUGCUGUGUGUCUGAACAAGGGCUUUGGGUCUGGUGCUGUCCCUGGAAACCAUGUCUGCGUGAGUACAGAUAAAGUCCCUGGUGGAACUAAAACACGUCAUCUCUGUGACUGCACUCUGGGGCCUAAAACAUUGCUUGUGGAGGGGAAUUCGAGGCACUGAAAGGAAGGAAAGUAGAGGUUUUGGACCUAGUCCCGUAGGACUGGAACUGUCUGGCAUUAGUGAAACUGGGGGGGAGAACGGAAGAGGAUGCCAGAGAUAAAAUAUAUCAACCAAAAAUAAUCUUGAUUUCUCAAAAAAUUAACUAUGAUAAACAUAUCUUUUUCAGAAAGUGAUUUUUUUAAAAAAUAAUGUUAGAUACAGGAAUUGUAUAACAUGAUUUGGAAGCUAUUGGUUGUGUAUUAAUAAUGAAUUAUUUUUUGCAAUAAACUCAAAAAUUUUUUUUAAAA